Paramecium tetraurelia is the source of this 1989-nucleotide messenger RNA. RefSeq lists its product as uncharacterized. The transcript has 3 exons. Gene Ontology annotation, molecular function: protein binding. The record is from RefSeq and is a predicted model, not a curated record. NCBI's taxonomy places the organism in Eukaryota, Ciliophora, Oligohymenophorea, Peniculida, Parameciidae.
AUGAACCCCCCUCCUGGAUUAGGCGAUGAUGAUGAACAACCAAUUGGUCCUCCACCUGGCAUCGAUGCACCCAAAAAAAAGAAAUUUCACAUAAACAAAAAAUUAAGUUAACAACAGACCUCAUUGGAAUCCUUGAAUCUUGAACUCAAAGUUACUGUGAAAGACCAACACUUCGAUCAAGUAUUGUUCUAUUGCCAAUUCUAGAUUCCUAUCGCAGAUGAAUAUUUGGAACCCUCCAUGAACAAUUUAAUUGCAUUUGAUGGACAUUUAUGUGAUACCUCGGGAUCUGAUUCUUUAGCCCUCUGGGAUCAAGAAAUGAAAUUAAAAAAGGAGUACAAGGGAUUGAUUGAAAAUAUGCCGUACUCAUUAGUUGCAGUGCAUGAUAAAAUUUAUUUGAUUUUCGGGGACACACUACUCCUGUUACAACCUGAAAUUAAUAAGAAGACAUUUUUAAUAGAAUAACCACUUACCGCCUUUUGCGUAUCAGAUCAUACUAAUCCAAGAAUUGUAGGUGUCAAUGAAGGCGAAAUUACUCUCUGGAGAACCUCUAAUCUAGGCAAACCCAAUCUUUAAGAACCCAUCUUUAAUAAUUUUGCACCUAAAUCCAAGGAACUCAUAGAAUUACAAAAAAUCUUAUCUGAAAAAUUAGAAGAAUGCGAUGAUCUCUUGAUGUUGUAAAAUGGACUGGUUUUUGCUAAACAAAAAAAAGUAGGUGAAGUGUACAUAAUUGAUUUUGAAAACGACCAAUUAGAAGAAUUGUAAACCACCUAUGGAUGUGCUGUGACAUGUUGGACUCCAAUUUCUUAUGAUUCAGUUGCUUUUGCCUCUAAUGGUCAGAUAGUACUCACCAAAUUUGUAAAAAACAAACAGGCUGUUGUCCAAAUUGUAUUGAGUUCUUCUAAAGAUGAUAUUCAUCACGGAUUGUGUUACUCCAACAAUCAUCUAUUCUCAAUCAAUAAGAAUGCUGUCGUAACUUCUUGGAACAUUCAAACAGGCACCAAAAUCAAAACUGCCGAAGUCAAAUUCUGUCCUGGAGUCUACUCCUUGUAAUUGAUGAAUCCAGAAAUCAUUAUAGCUGAACACAAAGACAAAAAAGACUUCAUUCUAUUGAACACCCACCUAGAAAAGCAAUUCUUCUACAAAGCUAGAGUCAAAUAGGUAUUGCAUUGCUGUUCCAGUCCAAAUGGAUAGUUCAUAGCAUUAGUCUAAAAAUGCGGAUUGCUCUAUGAUGAAGAAGUUAUAUUUCACAUUGAAAUUGAAGUCUACCCCUUUGACAACAAAUUGGAAUUUGAGAGAAGAAAAGAAAUCGAUAACCUAGAAAUCAAGACAGUCAUGUUUAUGAACGAUUCAACCAUAUAGUACAUCUUGAAAAUCUCAAAAAGUGUCAAUCCCAUUCUAGUCAAAUGGAAUUACCUAACCAAUGAGUAUAAUGAAGAGGAAAUGUUGGUUGAGAAGUACAAGACAUGCUAGUUGUACUUCAAUAGAUCAGUAUUCAGUUAUGACUUUAAACCAGCUCCAUCUUAGUAGUUCAAUCUCUUUGGACCCAAAAGAAUCGAUGAUGCUAAUCUAAUCACUGGAAUCAGUGUGUAUGAUGAGAAUAUUAAAAGACUAUUGAAAGUGCAAUUUUAAUAAUAGUUUAAUGCUGAUGUUUUUGGAAUGCCUUGUCAAAAUUUACUUUAUGUUCUGAAUAACAAAAAUCAAAUUGAAGUGUGGGACAUCAACACUUAGCAAUAGGUUUAAAAAGCUGAUUGUCGUCCAAGUGUUGUGAAGUAGAUGAAAUUUAGUGAGUAGUAUCUGUUGCUGAAUGCACAGUCUGAGUGGAUCAUUAGGGACUUGAAGUUGAGUCAGAUUUGCAAGACCAAGGGGGAACUCAUCAAUAAAUGUCUGUUUUUGAAUUAGAAAUGUAUCAUAAACCAAAAAUAGAAUUUAUUCAGAAUGGGAUUUGAGUAGCAAUCAAUGCAAAUAGAUACCUAUUUUCAAGGUUUAUGA